This is a messenger RNA of Zasmidium cellare ATCC 36951, 2226 nucleotides long. RefSeq lists its product as uncharacterized. Gene Ontology annotation, biological process: rRNA processing. The transcript has 2 exons. Gene Ontology annotation, cellular component: nucleus. Bases 1 to 2226 code for a protein of 741 amino acids. The record is from RefSeq and is a predicted model, not a curated record. Lineage: Eukaryota; Fungi; Ascomycota; Dothideomycetes; Mycosphaerellales; Mycosphaerellaceae.
AUGGCCGCAAAGCACUCGGAUUCGGUAGCGACACUUCGAGCUGCAUCCCUUCGAAUCUCAUCAACUCCAGCCAAGGAAUUGCCAAGCAGUACACCUCAAAUCUCUGGACUCAUCUGGAACUGCAGAGAUCUGCUUUCAACUCCCACAGAAACUAAGCAAAACAGCGAAACUUCAGUCCUCGUUCACCGAUUCAAGACUCACCUCUCAACUCUUCUCCAAGACCGGACUAUCGAAGGACGAUGGGCUGCUGUGGUACUGGUCAAAUCGGCUAUCGAAGCCGGCGGAAUCGAAGUUCUGUCGAAAUGCAAUGCAUGGGUCAAGAGUCUACUGGGGAUCCUGAAGAAACCCGAUCCUCCCACCACUCGCAUCUUGACUGUUCUCACCUUGACUCGCAUUUUCAUGCUCACAUGGGACUAUUCAAAUCUGGUCCGGGAAAUCACAACACCUGCCCUGACGGCUUUCGUGCCAACAUGCCUGUCCAACAUCGAGAACAAGCGCUGCUCCGCUAGAGAAUUGGAGUCCGUCUUGGAAGCAUUCGCUGUACUUUUGCCACGUCAUCCCACUAUCUUCCGAACGAACGAGGCCAAGCUGCGAGCUUACCUUUCGAAUGUGCUCUCGUCGUCUUCCGGUGGUUUCGAGUCUGGCCAGCUCUACUCUGAAUCUUGCCGAAGUACUGCAUCCCAUCUCUUGGCCCAGCUCCACACCUGCGCUCCAAAGCAAGGAUCAAGCGAGAAGUGGGCGGAAACGUUGAAGGGUGUAGUUACCGCGGCACAUGCGACAUGCGACCGUAUCUUUCGCGCUGUCGACGAGGACUGGCAGUCUGUAGCAGGUGUGGAGCGAUCUGCCCCGCUUACGUCCUACAAUGGAGACGUUGUAUCUGAGAAAGAUGAUGGUGCUGGAAUGAGACCUUGGAAGGGUAUCUACGCUGGAGGCGAAAGACUUGUCAGCCUUCUCGAGGUCAUCGAAUCUCACUUCACAACAGCAUCGUCCGGCGUUGUGUCAGUGCGAAUUGGCGGUAUCACUGACCUUCUUACGAGGCUCUUCGCGGUGACACAGCCUCAUGGUGGUAAUCAGGAGUUCAUCAAGAUCAACAACCAGGUCUCGAAGGACGAGCGCGAAGCGUUGUUCGCUGUCCUACCGAGAGUUCAUGUCGCGGCGAUGCGACUUUGCGAGACCAUCAUCCACCGUUUCGGCGGCGAAGUCAUUGCGUGGGUGCACUGGCUCGUUGAGCACAUCUCCUGGGUCUUCAAAGCCGAACGACAAACAACGGAAAUUCGCAUGGCCUCAUAUCGCUUGUUGCGCGACGCGAUCACCAUCAUUGGCCCAACAAUGGCUAAAGCAGAAGUUGUGGAGCUGAACGCAAUACUUGAGCAGUGCUGCGAAGAUGUAUUGCCCGCCGAAAACACCACAACUUCUACAGGUAUGCAAAACGGCGGCUGCAUCAAGCAACAACUUGGGUUUGCCGGUUCCAAGGCGACACAGUCGCAUCCAACCGACGGCACAGACAUUCGUCAAGCUGCUGAGCAUCUUCUCUGCACCGUUCUGGACCGCAUAGAAGCAGCCUGUCUGCCACCCAAGCUUCGUGCACAAAUCGACCGCAUUGCUGUGCUUUCGCAUAGUGAGACUACGCUCUUCGCCAGCGUCAUGAACCCGCACAGGAAGCAGAACGAUGCUCGGAUCCAGCCAAGCCUGCUGCCCAUUCUUGCUCGAGAGUUCGGUCAACAGCCUCACGUUGAAGCGCUUCUAAGACCAAGGAUGCCUCCAGUGCGUGGCAAGGCUGGGACGAUAUCAGAAGAGAAUGACGACGCCGAUGAGCAGGAAGACGUCCACGUCCAUAACGAGUACCUACCAGACGCCGAAAAUAUUGGCACUGCUGCAGAUGAGCCCCCGAGCAAUACGACGACACUUUCACAGGACGAAGACGCAGCAAUUCCGCGAUAUCCUGCCGACCCAGAUGCGUCUGCUCCGCUAUCCAGCAAAAGACCUGCCGGUGAAACUCCAGAGCUUUCGCUAUCUGCAAAGCGUGUUCCAGUGGUCACCGCGACUAUAUCUGGUGAGGAUGUUGUAAAUGUGGUGCAGCCAGAGGUCGUUGCGAAUAAUACCACGGGCACAGCUACCGCAGGCGCAAUGGACAUUGGGAGCGAUGACAGCGACUUUGAAAUGCCUCCCUUGACCAUGGAACCGGACACUGAUCCGGAGGAUGAAGAAGAGGACGACGAAAGCUGA